GGAGGGUGGGUGGAUGGAUGGAUGGUGUCGGCCCGGGGCUGGCCAUGGGUGUGGGUGGCCUGACGUCUGUCAGAGUGUCGGUGUAGACAUCGGCAUUGUCUGGUACUUUCUGGUUGCGUACUUAUUUGUGAAUGACUGGCUGCCAGAAUGGAUGAAUGAGGCCCAUGCCUGCCCGUUGACUGACUGUGAUGCAGCCAGCGUGUUGUGGGGGUAAGGGACUUGCUGGGGCCUUUGUCCGCGCAAGUGUCCGCCGUCAGAAGGCCACGGACGGGCCUUGCGGCUGGCUGGUCGACUUACUGGCCUCUCAGGGGCGCGUGUGUGGACGAUAUACAGUUAAGCUGUGGUCGCCGCGUGAACCUGGGAUGUGCCACUCGAAUGAAAUGAGUGUGUUUGUUCUGUCUGGCUUGGUGGCUGGCUGCAUCGGUCGGUGUGUGUGUCUGGAUAGAUGGAUGGAUGACAGACGAAUUCACUAUCAUGUGGUGACAAUCGUGACCCAUGCUUCGUGGAUGUGCGAGAUGCGUGUAGAGGCGUGAGCGUAACGCCAUGCCUGUGUGCAUCCAUGUCGACUUACUCCUACUGACUGACUGCGUAUGUAAUGUAUUUUGGGUCCACGGCUCAUUCGACUUACUCCACUCACCCACCAUGUGCUGUUUGGAUGGAUGUAUAGGCUUGCCCCACUGCACCCACAGACUCCCUGACCUGACCCGACCUGUUCUCUAGACAGGCGUCCGUCCACAGGGAGAGGAGAACAGCCGUUUCUUUAUCGUGUGCUUUGGCCUGAAACACUUCCUCCUGUUUGUCUGCACCAGCCAGAUGUGUUCAUGUGCAGAGAGACGCAACACACACAUACCAACCAUCCACUGACUGUGUGAAUGGCCACAUGCCAGUGGAUCCCUUUGUCAUCCAGCGGUUUUGCUUAGCGCCCCGCGACACGCCCACCCACUCAGGCACACACAUGCCGACACGAAGCACAGCCUUCUCCUGCUGCGCAGGAGCACUGCUCUUUCCGCCGCUGUUUUUCGUCGCUGGCCGCGUUUUUCCAGCCUCCGCCGGACACCACAACUGCGCUUUCGGCCCAUCAAUCAUCCCAUCGACAGCUCCUUGUGCAGCCGUACCUGCCCUGACUGACAUCAGGCAUCCACAUGCAUCCUGCAGGGAGGUACCGACUUUACUCCGGGCUCUUUGCCCCCAGUCUAUGGGAUGGCGGCCCGCAUGCAUUCGCUGUGCCUGUCUGGCUGUUUGUCUGUCUGUCUUGGUCUGUCUGUCUGUGCAGCUGCUCUGAAGGAGAGCCUCUUCAAGGAGAGCGACGGCCUGCUUCAGUCCAUCCGUCAGCAGCACACACACGCUCUCACACACGGGUGCUCAUCUCAUUCACACGCCUUCUUGUUUGUCCACCCGGCCCACCGACGUGCUGCAGGCCAGAGUUGCGCUGACAAGAGCAAGCCGCUGCCGGAUGCUCGUCUGUACGGCCUCAACACGUGCGCCAAGUUCAUAUGGCGGUGCGGGAGGGACGCCGGGCUGCAGCACCACAUGCCCGCCAUACUGGUGGGCUGGUGGACGGGGCGGUUGACCGGUGCACUUCCAGCAGGCCCUGGCCAUCCAGCUCACCUGAUGGAUUGAUGUCCGCUCGUGUGUGUGUGUGUGUGUGUGUGCAGAGGAGCGGGUUUGGGUUGUUCCAGAAGGACGAGUCGAAGCGCGUCAAGAGGGCGGCGCUGUAUCUCAUGCUCGAGGUCAUCAAGUGCAACGCCAGGUGGGUCUGGGGUUCUGUGGGUGAGUGUGGGUGUCCACGCACAGCCAGACAGCAACAGGUACACGUGUCUUGUCUGGACUGGAUGUGUGUGGUGUUUGGCGGGUGUCAGGUGCGGCAGCCCUCUGAGUGCCCAGGAGAUGGAGAUCGACAAGCACAUCGGCAGACUCAUGGAGGAGCUCAAGUCGUUCAGGACCAAGAUGGGCCCACAGGCACAGGGCGCCCUCUACGCUCUCUUCGGUGCGCAUGGCACAUCACAUCCACACACCUCCCUCUCAUGGACAUUCAACCUGCCUCUGUGGUGUGUAUGUGUGUGUUCAGCUGGCAUGAUCGACCUGUAUGACAAUCACUUCUCCCCCCAGCAGCUGAGGGACAUCGCCAGCACCAUCAAGACGGUACGGUACGCACGAACCCACUCAGGGCAUGGCUCUUCGUCCACAAGGCGUGCACCAUGCAUGUGUGUCGGUCGUGUGUGUCUUUCCCUGUCGCUGUGUGCAGGUUAUGGAGUCCUCAAUGUCGAAUCUCUCCAAGGGCUUCGAGCCGUCGCUUAUCGAAGGUGACUCAAUGUAAUGUCAUCCCACAGAGAUAAGACACACCCACUGCUCGCCUCCUCGUCUGUGUCCAUCAGGCGUCAUGAAGGGCCUCGAGUCCCUCCUCCACAGGUAUGCAUGCUGCCUCCCCAGCCCAACACGCCGCCAUGUGCAUCCGCACGGACCUCUCCGUCCGUGUGUUUGUCUGGAUGGGAUGAAGGCAUGCCGACGCCUUCUUCCCGGCCGACCAGCCCGACCACGAGAGCCGCCAGAGGCUGUACACCUUCAUAGAGGGCACGGCCAACUACGUGCAGGGGUCGGGAGGAUCACUCGCACCCAUGGUCGGCAAGCUAAGCACGCCACACACAGAUAGAGGCGCGAGGAUCAGUCACCCUUCUCUCUGUGUUGGUGUGCAGAAAGCCGCCAUGUCAGUGUUGCGUCGACACGCCCAGCUGUUCCGCGGCCAGCUGCUGGCCGAGCUGAGGGCGGUGCCGGCAUACCGCAACAAGCGGCAAGAGGAGAGGCUGGCGGCGCGGGAGGCUGCCAAGCAGGCCAAUGCGGGUGAGGCUGCUGCGGCGGCCGAGGGACAGCCGGCGGAUUGGCAACUGAAACGGCACACCGCCGGCCCUCAGCCGGACACUGACACACAGAGCAACAGGCAGGCAGGCAGAAGGACAAGACAGUGUUUGAACACAUGAAUGGAUGGUCUCUUUGCUCGCUUGUGUGCGGGGUGCGCAUCGUUGCUGCCAUGGUAGCCCAUAGAAGCUAUGUGCAAUCCCUCCUGCAAUGAACGGAAACCACCAGAAGAUAAGAUGCCACAGAACAAGACGCAUCCAUCCAUCAGCCAGAUUCCUUUCCUCGCCUGCUCUUCUGCGUGGCCGGCACUGCCCGUACCAUCCCAUCCCUCCACCUGCGUACCAUUUGGCCUCCGACAGCCAGGGGGAGGGGGAGGAGGGGGAGUGUCGUCAGUGGGAGGGCGAGAGGGAGGGUAAUUAACUGUGUAGGAUGGGACGUACACACCAUCCAUUUGUGCCUUGCU
Molecule: messenger RNA, 3316 nt
Organism: Vitrella brassicaformis
Lineage: Eukaryota; Vitrellaceae
Source: the annotation of a GenBank genome assembly